Molecule: messenger RNA, 513 nt
Organism: Arabis nemorensis
Lineage: Eukaryota; Viridiplantae; Streptophyta; Magnoliopsida; Brassicales; Brassicaceae
Source: the annotation of a GenBank genome assembly
AUGGCUCUAAAAUGUUUCUUCGUUCCUUACAUGCUGCUUCUCUCGUCCCUAGUCGCCGCCGGAGUAGCCACAAUCACCGGCGGGGAAUUGCUAUCUUCGAUGAUCGGAGUUCAAGGUCUUAUCUACUGUAAACAAGGAUCUAAGCUCACCCCUAUCCAAGGUGCGGUGGCUAGGGUGACAUGUGAGACGGCGGACGAAUACGGCUACGAGGCUGAGGACGUGACGGUACUUAGCCAAGCGACGGAUGCGAAGGGUUAUUUCCUAGCAACUCUUUCUCCGUCGGAGGUGAAGAAUUAUAAGAAAGUGAAUAUCAAAGAAUGUAGAGCGUUUCUUGAGCUUUCUCCGGCUGACACGUGUUCUUUGCCGACGGAGAUCAACCGUGGAAUCAGCGGAGCAAUUCUCCAAAAAUACCGUCUCGUUGAAAACAAGCUUAGGAUGAAGCUCUUCACCGUUGGCCCUUUUGUCUUCUCACCGGAAGAAAAUCAAGACAAGUCUAUCCCCAAUGGCUACUAA